CAGCGACUUUUCGGCAUUGGUUGGAAUAAGAACCUAAAAAGUUGGGGAUAUGAAGGAGAAAAGUUUGGAAAAGAAGAAAAAGGGAUGGGGGGAUGAAGACGAUGGAAUGAAUGAAAUGCAGCAACGUGUGAAAUGUAAAAUGAAAUGAAAAUGAAAGUGAAAUGAAAGCAAGGUGGGGAGUGAUUUGAGGCUCCUGUGAACCCUCUUAUUCCAUUAGACUAAAUCCUUCUCUCAUUCUCUCUCUCCUUCCCCUUGUCUCUCUGUCUCUGUCUCUCUCUCUCAUUGCCAAGUUUAGAAAUUUAAGGAAAAGUUAUGAUAUAAUCGACGACCAUUCAGAUAGCAAUUCACCUUCUUUCUGUGUGUGUGUGUGUGUGUGUUUUUUUCUUUCUGGGUCUGUGUUAGAUUCUACAACGAAGGAGGAUAGUUUUGGCUCUGUCUUUUGGUCUGCCACUUCUAAUUUAGUGUCAAAUUUGGGUAAUAAAACUUGUGAAUCUGUUGUAUCCACCACUCACUGCCUCUCCUCUCUUAUGGCGCAGUGUCUCAACGUCCUUUCUCCGACUUACCCAUUAAUGUUGCUUUUUUUAUAACCUCUUACUUUACCCUUUCAUCUAUGCCUGACUCUCUCCUCGUACCUUCCCACCACUUUCUAGUUCUAUCUCCUCUUCGCUAAUCUCUCACUAUAUUUUGAGCUUCCAUUGUUGAUAAAAAGUGAAACAAGCUCGCUUGCUGCCAUGGUCCAUGUUUGCAUCAUCACAUGAUACUCUUCUUCUAGCCCAAGCAGGCAAAUCCUAGUUCAGAUCCCUUUUCAGGAAUUUCCAAGGAUCAAAAUUCAAAUAAAUGGCGAAGGAGUACAGUACCUCACCGAAACAUCACCAUCUCGAGUCGAGAAGGAAGCGGCUGACAUUGAUUCUCGGCAUCAGUGGGCUGUGCAUUUUAUCAUACCUCUUCGGGGCAUGGCAGGGCAGCACAACAUCGAUCAACCAAUCCGAGGCAUACUCCAAAGUCGGUUGCAACGAUCAAACAUUCCCAUCCACCAACGUCCAAUCCUCUUCACCAGCGCGUUCGCUCGACUUCGAGAGCCACCACGGCGUCGAUUUCAACUACACCAUGGAAACAGCCGCAAAAACGAUAUCUCCUUGCGACAUGUCGUUCAGCGAAUACACUCCCUGUCAAGAUCCGACUAGAGGAAGGAAGUUCGACCGGAGCAUGUUGAAGUACAGAGAGCGCCAUUGCCCUACCAAGGAGGAACUACUCGUCUGUAUGAUUCCGGCGCCGCCGAAGUACAAGACGCCGUUCAAGUGGCCACAGAGCCGCGAUUAUGCUUGGUACGAUAACAUUCCUCACAGAGAACUUAGCAUUGAGAAGGCAGUGCAAAAUUGGAUUCAGGUUGAAGGCAAUCGGUUCCGAUUCCCCGGCGGCGGAACUAUGUUCCCUCGCGGCGCCGAUGCUUAUAUUGACGACAUCAACGAACUCAUUCCUCUCACUACAGGGAAGAUCCGAACCGCCAUUGAUACCGGCUGUGGUGUAGCAAGUUGGGGUGCCUAUCUGCUGAAGAGGGACAUCUUAGCCAUGUCCUUUGCCCCAAGGGACACUCAUGAAGCUCAAGUUCAGUUUGCGCUAGAGCGCGGAGUUCCCGCUAUGAUUGGCAUCAUGGCUUCUCAAAGACUCCCUUACCCGGCUCGGGCUUUCGACAUGGCUCAUUGCUCCCGUUGUCUCAUCCCGUGGGCCAAGAAUGAUGGAUUAUACUUAAUCGAGCUGGACCGAAUCUUGAGACCCGGCGGGUAUUGGAUUCUCUCGGGCCCUCCGAUCCGUUGGAAGAAGUAUUGGAAAGGUUGGGAAAGAACACAAGAGGACUUGAAACAAGAACAGGACUCCAUUGAAGACGUUGCCAGGAGACUGUGCUGGAAUAAAGUGAUUGAGAAGGAUGAUCUUUCCAUUUGGCAAAAGCCCCUCAACCACAUGCAAUGCAUUCAGAACAAGAAAGUCAUGAAAACCCCCCAUAUUUGCAAAUCAGACAAUCCCGAUGUUGCUUGGUACACAAACAUGGAGACAUGCAUUACUCCAUUGCCAGAUGUCAGUAGCAACGACAAAGUUGCGGGCGGUACGGUAGAGAAUUGGCCAAACCGUGCAUUCGCCGUGCCUCCUCGAAUCAGUAGUGGAACGAUACCGGGCAUCACCGCGGAGAAAUUCGAAGAGGAUAACAAACUAUGGAAAGAUAGGAUUUCGUAUUACAAGAAAAUGAUCCCCUUGGCUCAAGGACGGUACCGAAACAUAAUGGACAUGAAUGCAAAUCUCGGCGGGUUUGCAGCGGCAAUGGUGAGUUUUCCAGUAUGGGUUAUGAACGUCAUCCCUGCAAAUUCAGAUCACGACACGUUGGGCGUAAUAUACGAGCGCGGGUUUAUCGGAACGUACCAAGAUUGGUGCGAGGCCUUCUCGACAUACCCAAGAACAUAUGAUCUCAUCCAUGCCUAUGGCAUAUUUAGCAUAUAUCAAGAUAGGUGUGAUGUAACUUACAUUUUGUUGGAGAUGGAUAGGAUUUUACGGCCGGAAGGGACAGUAAUUUUUAGGGAUACAGUGGAAGUGUUGGUGAAAAUUCAGAGUAUUACUGAUGGAAUGAGAUGGAGGAGCCAAUUUAUGGACCAUGAAAGUGGACCAUAUAACCCUGAGAAGAUUCUUGUUGCGGUUAAAACUUACUGGACUGGUGAAACCAACCAGCAACAAGAGAAACAGGCAUAGUAAAUUUCAGAUUUUACUGGAACAGUUUGUAACUUUCUUUCUUUCCGUUUACCCUCCACAUUUUUCCCUGCUUAGGUAUUUCUGUAAUUUCCUUCCUCUUUAUUUCUGUUCCUAUGUUAUGUAAUUUUCUAAGCAAUUCUUUUAAAACAUUUUAUAUAUAUCAUUUGGGACAUUAUUGUUCCAAACUUUGAUUUUGUCA
Cucurbita pepo subsp. pepo (vegetable marrow) is the source of this 2935-nucleotide messenger RNA. Its product is annotated as putative methyltransferase PMT18. Gene Ontology annotation, molecular function: methyltransferase activity. NCBI's taxonomy places the organism in Eukaryota, Viridiplantae, Streptophyta, Magnoliopsida, Cucurbitales, Cucurbitaceae. The record is from RefSeq and is a predicted model, not a curated record. Gene Ontology annotation, cellular component: endosome; trans-Golgi network; cytoplasm.